Molecule: messenger RNA, 2159 nt
Organism: Xiphias gladius (swordfish)
Lineage: Eukaryota; Metazoa; Chordata; Actinopteri; Istiophoriformes; Xiphiidae
Gene: ackr5
Product: G protein-coupled receptor 182
Exons: 2
Coding region: 126-1217 (363 amino acids)
Biological process (GO): G protein-coupled receptor signaling pathway
Cellular component (GO): membrane
Molecular function (GO): G protein-coupled receptor activity
Source: RefSeq, a predicted model, not a curated record
UAGAGCUGGAGGGAGUCAUCUUGUGUCUGCAGGCUUCACACACAAAACUCUCCAGAAGACGACGAGGCCUCAGAAGGGAUCUGCCCCUCUUCAUCACCCGUACACUCAUCUCCACCACGAGGACCAUGAGCAAUCACGAGCACAACCACUCAUUAGACUUCUUCAACGGCACACCGUGGUUUGUCUAUGAGUGCACCAUCCAGCUGGAUGCGGAUUACCGGCGCAUCGCCCUCUUCCUGCUCUACCUGUUCAUCUUCAUGGUGGGCCUGCUGGAGAACGUGCUGGUCGUCUGGGUGAACUGGCGUCGACGCCACUCGGCCAACGGGGUCCUCUUCUGCGUCAUCAACGUAAGCCUGUCGGACCUGAUGGUGAUUGUGAUCCUGCCUUUCUUCAUGAUGGAGGUGACCAUGGACAAGGUCUGGCUGUGGGGCCGCUUCCUCUGCAAGGUCACCAACCUCAUCUACGUGGUCAACUUCUACAGCAGCUCCUUCUUCCUGGCCUUCAUGACCCUGGAGCGCUAUCUGUCCCUGACCAGACCCUCGUCUCCGGCCCUGUUCCCUGUGGUGGGUCGGCGGCGCUGGGUGCUCUGCGGAGGCCUGUGGGUGCUCUCCUUUUUCCUGGCUCUGAUGGAGAACGUCCACGUGGAUCUUCUGGAGUGGGACGAGCCUGGCUGCUACAUGCUGCCCGAGCACAACUACACCCAGUGGUUUGUCUCCGUGGCUUUCCUCUGCCUGCUCUUCCAGUUCCUGGGCCCCGCCGCGGUCAUCGUCACCUGUAACGUGCUGAUCGCUCGGGCAGUUCGAACGGCUCAGGACGUGCAAGGCCGGCGGGAUGUGUGGCUGGUGCAUGUGUACUCCCUGGUGUUUGUCAUGUGCUGGCUGCCCUACCACGUGGUCAUGUUCCUGAUGAUCAUAGACGACCUUGACCCCUACGUCUUCAGCUGCAACACAGUAGAAGUCCUCUACUUCUCAUUCAGCGUGGUGCAGAGCCUGUCGCUUUUCCACUGUGUUGCCAACCCCAUCCUCUACAACUUCCUUAGCAAGAGCUUCCGCAACAACCUGCUCAACACGGUGGUGCAUUACAUACCCAGAGGGGGGACCGUGGACCAGGUGGGAGCGGGAAACCAGCCCAAUGCUCCUAACGGCGACGGGGGAGACCCGGGGAAGCAGCACAAGUUAAGUAACGCCAGCACAAGCCAGUCCGACGUUGGAUCGUAAGAAAGAGGCUGGGAUGAGAGUAGAGUAAGCUUCAGGAGCAGGACGUUUUCGAAGUGAAGAUUUGACAGAACUGAAUCCAGUCUUGGUGCUUCGGAAAACGAGAGGCAUAGAUCGUACAACGUAUCAUCUCACUCUGGUCAUGGACUCGUUGAGCUGUUUGCUAUGCGACAGAUGGGCUAACUAACAACUUCCUCUCAAUAAUCGACAUGUUUUGUUUUGUUUUGAUAUCAUGUAUCUGAUCACAGUUUUAAACAGCGGAAAGCAGGAAAUGUUUGAUGGUUUUUUUUGGGGGGGGGGGUUUUUUGUAACUCAAAGCUGCUCAACUCCCACAGGAACUCAUGGCAACCUCCAGAAUUCCAUGGCACAGGGGAAGACCAGUGCCACACCAAGAAUGUUCGUAAACAAAUCUGCGUGCCAGUGUCAGAUAAGAGCCAUCCUCAUAUCCAUAUUAACAUCUCGAAAGUGUGAAAAUGUAACUGAAUAGACCAGUGUCUAGAGCUAUAGCUCACAUUUAUCCGUUUCUGGAUGCUGCUGUCGUCUGCAAGUUUUGUUAAAAUGCAAUAAAACUCCCUCAAACACUGUUUGUAUCCAUCUGAGCUGUAAAACCCGAGUUGAAUUUCGAUGGAAAAAGUUUGGAAGCUUAGUGGGUUUUGUUUCACUGAGUUUGCCGUUCUUGCACUUGGCUAUCUCCCUUCUUGCAGUUACUGUUGAUCUUUAUUACAGUUACUUCCACUCCUGUCUCCAUCUGGAAUGUGUCACUUUCGACUUUUCAAAUGAUAAGGAGGAAAAAAAGGAAAAGGGGCUGUCAGUCCACAGACGGCACAAUAGCAGGAAGACACCGGGCUUUAAAAGGGCAAAGGUCACGAGCCCCCGGAAGCAGGAGUUUCACAACGCUACUCAGAUUUCUGCUAAUUCAUCACUGACAUUCUGGUGAUAGAUGGA